Molecule: messenger RNA, 5029 nt
Organism: Bactrocera dorsalis (oriental fruit fly)
Lineage: Eukaryota; Metazoa; Arthropoda; Insecta; Diptera; Tephritidae
Product: MOXD1 homolog 1
Exons: 12
Coding region: 1467-3725 (752 amino acids)
Biological process (GO): norepinephrine biosynthetic process; octopamine biosynthetic process; dopamine catabolic process
Cellular component (GO): secretory granule membrane
Molecular function (GO): copper ion binding; dopamine beta-monooxygenase activity
Source: RefSeq, a predicted model, not a curated record
UAUUCGCCGGUGCUAUAGGCACAAGGGAACGAAGGAAGCCACAAGCAUUGGCUAUGCAUGGCUGACUUAGCUGGCGCGCACAAGUUGAACACGUUCUGGCAAAGGCGCGCAGCCGCAGUUCUAAAGGGAUACGCGCGCCGUAAGGUACUACGCGUAAUGUGGCACGGAUGAAUGCGACUUAACGUACCCAAAUAUACAUAUGUAUAUAUAAUUAGAAGGAAAGGAAUAUUGUGUUUUAAGUGCAAAAUGAAGUUAUUGAUUGCUAUGUGAUAGAAAGUGCGCUACUGGAAAAGCGUAAGAAUGUAAAAAAUAUGCAAAAAAUAAUAAUUGCAUAAUUUGGCAAGUUAUAUUAUUGCGAGUAAUGCGAAAAAAUAUACUUCAACACACACAAACAUACACAUAAGCAAAAAUUGUGUACCUUCUGCCGCAUCCUUAAUUGAAGCGACAAACGUGUGUAGCAGUUAGUGUAACAACAACAACAAAUAAGCAUAGUGAACUCGUGCGCUCAUUUAGCCCUUCGCCGCAGCUGUUAAAUUCGCUUUAAAAGGUCACACACACACAAACAUAUGCACAGUUGUAUGUUAACCGCGUCGUGUUGAGGCGAUCGCGCACGCAAGUGAGUGUAUAGCGCAUGCGCGAGUGUAAACCCAAUGAGUAACUAAACUACCUUCCAACAAAACAAACAAAAUCUACUCAAAUACAUACAUAUAUUUUUACGUAUAUAUGUAUAUAGCCCGACAAUACAAACGCAAGUAAAGGUAUUGCAAUAAGAAAAUUAGGGGGCUCUUUCCUGCUGGCGGGGAGUAGUGAUAAUAGCGGCAGCUGCUAUUUUUUCGGUUACUUCAAAAAAAAAAUUAAUUUUAUAUAUAUGUGUGUGUUCAAAAGUGCAUAUCAACGAAAAUAUUUAAAUGCUUACACCUAUACAUACAUGUGUUGGCGCGGCAGCUGCUUGAAAUGAAAUUGGAUUUGCUGCUAAAAAUAACCUACGCUAUAACAGGAAUACGAUCUUAGGCUAUUUGAAGCCAACGAAAAUAAAAAUAAUAUGUGUAGUGAAAAAAUAUGAGUGUUUAUUUAUUUGAAAUUUUGCUCAUAAUAAACUGAAAGCCGCUUUUUAUAUAUCAAAUUGCGGUGCACUGGUGAAAUUCUGUGGAAAAAAAAUUAUUUAAUUUGGUGUUCACAAGUGAUACAAAUAUUAAAUAUACAUGUAAAAAGUACAUAAUUAUAUACAUAUAUUAAAUAUUAUUCCUCAUAUAUACAAAUAAAUGUUUAAGGCCCUCCCUAGUGUAAAAAAUAUACACAUAUAGCAACAGCGACUACCCUAAAGUUCACCAAAAGUAUAACCAAAAUCAUUACAAAAGUGAAAUUGAGUGCAAAAAUACCGUUAUAAAUAAAAAAAAUCCAUAAAGUUGCAACAAACAACAACAUUAUAUUCCACUACAUUAUUUUUUCGCAACAAAAAGUUCAAAAUGGCCCACAGUCUACAAGGACAACAGUUGCGCAAGCCAACUGCCUUCGUUGUCGGCAUGAACUGCAACCUUUACAUAAUUAUCACAUUGACAAUGUGUCUAGCAGCACUGCAAGUGGCCACCGCAUUGCCAGAGUAUACACACUCGCAUCAGCGACAUCACCGUCAUCAGCAGCAUAGCGUUGCCGCAACAAAUUCCACAGCCGCGGGCAGCAGUACGAGCAGCAGCAGCACCACCGAUACCACUGCCACCAAUGUGUCGUCGUUGGGCAUGCAUCACACCAAUUGGCAUCGCAUCGAAAUGAUGGAUGCCAAUGGCCUGUACUGGCUGGAGUGGUGGUUGAAAGGCACCACCUCGAAGGAGAUACACUUUCGUGCCACUGUCAAUACACGCGGCUUCAUUGGACUCGGUUUUGCGCGAAAGAAUCCCCGCAUGGCCAAUGCGGAUUUGGUGUUGCUGUGGGUCGACGAUCGCACCGGCAAAGCCAAUGCGCUGGACUGUCAUGGCUCUGCAAAGCAUCCCAACGCAGCCCCCAUUCAAGACGAUACGCAAAACUACAAUGUGAUUGAUGGUGGGCAAAAUGGAACACACACAUGGGUGGAAUUCUCACGUAAAUUGGAAACUUGCGAUCCUUACGAUUUGCCAUUGGGGGUUGACACCGUUAAAGUGCUAUGGACAUUCGGCGAAACCGAUCCUAUUUAUGGCGACUUAAAGGGACAUGGUAAGAAUCGCGGUUACAAAUCGCUCAACUUGCUUGGUCCAAUGUUUCGUAAGGAAGUCAACUCUGACACACACAAAUGGGAUGUUACAGUGCAGAAUGUCACAAUUGAGCCCAGCAUGGAUACAUUAUACUGGUGUAAGAUAAUACGUGCGCCCACGCUAAGCGAAAAGCAUCACAUAAUAGGUUAUGAAGCAUUAUUAUCACGUGAGAGCAACACCAACCAACCGCUUGUACACCAUAUGACACUCUUUGAAUGCACGACCAAGUCAUAUCCCGGCUCGGAUCCACAUUCGUGGGAGGUGUGGGUAAAGAGCAGCGGCGCGGUAUGCAACAGUAAUUUAUUGACGCCACACGAUUGGGACUCAUGCAUAACACCAGUGGCGGUGUGGUCUAUUGGAUCGACAGGACAAUUUCUGCCGCAGCAUGUCGGCAUACCGGUGGGCGGCAAGCAAGGCGCUAAGUAUUAUAUGCUCGAGAUACACUAUGACAAUCCACACGCACAGCAAAUGGUCGAUCACUCGGGCUUUCGCAUACAUUACACGAGUCGUUUGCGGCCCAACGACGCAGGCAUUAUGAUUUCCGGCGUCUCAGUUUCGGACACACAGCUCAUACCACCUGGCCAAAAGCUAUACCGCAACAUAGGCAUCUGUGGGCCAUCCUGCUCAAAUGUGAUGUUUCCCGCUGACGGCAUUAAAAUCAUCUCCGGCACAUUGCACUCACAUCAUGCUGGCCGCAAAAUGACGCUACGUCACGUGCGCGACGGCAAGGAGCUGGAGCGCAUUAUCGAGGAUGACAAUUAUGAUUACAACUUCCAGCAGGUGCGUCAGCUGGAACAAGAAGUCGUUGUAUUACCGGGCGAUUACAUUAUUACCGAUUGCGCCUACGAGACAUUGAAUCGCAAACAUCCGACCUUCGGUGGUUACUCAACCAAACAGGAGAUGUGUCUGUCCUUUAUCACUUACUAUCCACGCAUUGAGUUGGCUGGCUGCUACAGCAUGACGCCGGUGCGUGAAUUUUUCGAAACCUUUGGCGUUUAUCAAUUUUACUCGCUCAACAUGACAGAUGUGGAGAAUUUAUUCCUUUACAACGGUAAUGUCCUGGACUAUAUACCGAAUACGAUUUAUGCCAAAACGAAAAAGAAUCGCGUAAAUAUGACGGAUGAAGAGCGACUGUAUGAAGAAUCAUUGCUAAAUAAGCUAAUCAUCUCCGAUCCCGUCGAGUUCCAUGACCGCACAUUUUUAUCACAUCUGAAACAGUUGCCUUGGUCUGAGCCGCUUUUUACCAAGCGCGUCGAGCAAACCAUGAUUACUGGUAAACAUAUGACGUUCUGUAGGGUGUCCAAUGAGUCGCUGUCAAUACCCUCGGAGAUUAUACGCUAUCCGAACUUUACAACGUACGUGAAGGAACCCAGCAUUUGUCCAUUCCAAAUGCUAAUGGACAGCGCACCACUCAACAAGGGCACAGCGAUAACGUUGCAAACCGCAACCGUAGCGCUCUCAAUUGUGGUGCUCAUGCUGCUUAACUGCUACUUAUGCUAGUUUAUGAUAAUUUUAUAUACAUAUAUAUAUAUAUUUAAUAUAUAUGAAGAUAUAUUACACAGUAGUAUUAUUUAGUAUAUCGAAGCAACAAAACAUAUUUUAUUUAUUUAUUUAUUUUAAUUUAAUAUUAUAUACUUCGCUACAAAAAAAUAAUAAAAAAAAUAGUAUAAAUGUCUUAUAUAUAUACUAAUAAUAAUUUAACUAUUAAUAAAAAAAAAUUGUAUCUAUUAUACUUAAUUUAAACAAAAUCAUUAUACAACUCAACUAGUAACAAGUAGUCAUAUUUUCUAAGUAAAAAAACUUAGUACUUAAAACAGCAGAAAUAGUCAUACGUUAUAACUGCAUUACAUAAAACAUUGCAUUUAAGUCCUACUCAUAGUUUAAUUAAAGUCACAUAUUAAAUAAUUUUAUAAAAACACUGAAGUAAUUAGCACUAGAAAUCUCAAUCCAAAGAAUUAGUAUUAAAAAUUCAAUGGCAACCAUGCAUGUAAUAUAAUAACGGUAGUUUAAGGAAUCAACCAAUAGAAAUUAAGCUGAAAAUAGAAAUAAAUAAAAAAAAUUGAUAAAAUUCGAGAUGUUUUUUUGAUUAGUUGGUUGCUUAAAUGGUCCAAAAAAUGGUUACAUUUGAGCAAUUCGCACGACAUCCGGUUCUAUAUUAACAGAAUGGACCCAGAUUUUAUCCGACUAGAGGCUGUCUUUUGGGAGAUGUAACCUCGUUUAAAUCGGUAAGUUUUCUUAGGACACAUUUGAGCUAGUAGUCCUAUUGAGCUCUCUAAAACACUCAAUAAAACUCCAGUUAGCAAUUCGAUAGACAUACCGAAUUUCGAGUACAUGUGGAAAGCGUUGAUUUUAUUUACUAGAAGAAACAAGAUCCCGGUGGCACCGCUGCCGCAAAGGGGAGACAACCAUCUGAAACCGGCGGAUACAGCGAAAUAUCUAGGACUCAUCCUGGACAGAAAGCUUUCAUGGAACUCUAAUAUCGAAGAGAGAGCAAACGAUUACCUUAGUAGACUGCUGUAGAGAAGCUAUUGGCAAAAGAUAGGGUCUCUUACCGAAAGUGGUCCUCUGGUUCUACGACACCAUAGUUAAACCUAUCGUCUUCUAUGGAGUAUAUGUAUGGUGAGGAUUCUAAAAAAAAUACCACACUUGCAACGAAACGCCGCUCAUUAGCAUAUGUGGUACACUAAGGCUCCCUCCAACCAUGACAAUUAACUCCAUUUUGCACAUAGUGCCCGUAGGCAACGUCGGAAGGUGCGAAGUUGCUAUCAGACUCUGAGAAUCAGGGUCCCUAAAAGAACACGAGU